Molecule: messenger RNA, 7708 nt
Organism: Pelodiscus sinensis (Chinese soft-shelled turtle)
Lineage: Eukaryota; Metazoa; Chordata; Testudines; Trionychidae
Source: RefSeq, a predicted model, not a curated record
CCUGGGCGUCCAACAUGGCUGAGGUGCUGCUCUUGUUGGAGCAGGGGGCAGGAUGCUGAGCGCCCGAGCGGCAACAGAGCCUCAGUAGUGGCGGGGGCCGAGGCGGGCCCGGCUCGGCCAUGGCUAGGCUGGCUGACUAUUUCAUUGUGGUGGGCUAUGGCCACGAGAAGCCAGGCUCAGCAGAAGGUUUGGGAAAAAUAAUUCAAAGGUUUCCUCAGAAAGAUUGGGAUGAUACUCCAUUUCCACAGGGAAUAGAGUUGUUUUGUCAGCCUGGAGGAUGGCAGUUGUCUAGAGAGAGAAAGCAGCCUACGUUCUUUGUGGUGGUUUUGACUGACAUAGACUCAGAACGGCACUACUGUUCAUGCUUAACUUUCUAUGAAGCAGAGAUCAAUCUGCAGGGAACAAAAGAGACUGAAGGUGAAGAAGAGGAGUCUGGUUUAAUUCAGCCUGCUGAAGUAUUUGCUCCCAAAAGCCUGGUGCUGGUAUCCAGACUAGAUUAUCCAGAAAUUUUCAGGGCUUGCCUUGGCUUGAUCUAUACCGUGCAUGUGGACAGCUUGAGUGUGUCCUUGGAGAGUCUUAUUGCAAAUCUCUGUUCAUGCCUUGUCCCUGCGGCCGGAGGCUCUCAGAAAUUGUUUUCAUUGGGAGCAGGAGACAAACAACUGAUACAAACCCCUUUACAUGAUAGCCUUCCUGUUACCAAUACGAGUGUGGCCCUUCUUUUUCAGCAAUUGGGAAUCCAAAAUGUGCUGAGCUUGUUCUGUGCAGUCCUUACAGAAAAUAAGGUUCUCUUUCAUUCUGCAAGUUUUCAGCGGCUCAGUGAUGCCUGUAGAGCACUGGAGUCCUUAAUGUUUCCUCUCAAAUAUAGUUAUCCAUAUAUUCCAAUUCUCCCUGCACAGCUGCUAGAAGUUCUCAGUUCACCAACGCCUUUUAUUAUUGGUAUACAUUCCAUCUUUUGUGCUGACAUUCAUGAGCUUUUGGAUGUAAUCAUAGCAGACCUGGAUGGAGGCACAAUUAAAAUUCCUGAAUGUAUUAAUCUAUCUCAGCUCCCAGAGCCACUGCUACAUCAAACUCAAACAGCUCUUUCUCUAGUUUUACACCCUGAUUUGGAAACAGCAGAUUAUGCAUUCCCUCCACCACGAACGGCUUUAUCACACUCAAAAAUGCUGGAUAAAGAAGUGCGAGCAAUUUUCCUUAGAUUGUUUGCACAACUUUUCCAAGGAUACAGGUCAUGCCUUCAGCUGAUCAGAAUUCAUGCUGAACCAGUCAUACAUUUUCACAAGGCAGCCUUUUUGGGCCAGCGAGGCUUAAUUGAAAAUGACUUUCUCACCAAAAUUCUCAAUGGAAUGGCAUUUGCUGGUUUUGUGUCAGAGAGGGGUCCUCCCUACAGAUCCUGUGAUCUCUUUGAUGAGUUGGUGGCUUUUGAAGUGGAAAGAAUUAAAACGGAGGAGGGCAAUCCACCAAAGAUGAUAAAGCACAUCAGAGAGCUUGCAGAACAGCUGUUCAAAAAUGAGAAUCCAAAUCCUCAUAUGGCAUUCCAGAAAGUUCUGCGGCCCACUGAAGGAUCCCAUUUACGAGUUCAUAUCCUUCCCUUCCCCAAAAUUAAUGACAGCCGGGUUCAGGAACUAAUUCAAGAAGGCCUGUUUAAGAACCAAAGUGUACCACUUGCAACUCGAGUAGAAAAGAAGUGUGUGGUUCCUGCUGGUCCUCCUGUUGUUUCCAUAAUGGAAAAGACCAAUACAGUUUUCAACAGUGCACAAAGACUGGAAGUUGUUAGAAACUGCAUCUCGUUCAUAUUUGAGAAUAAAAUUUUGGAGACUGAAAAGACCCUGCCUGCUGCAUUGAGGGCGCUAAAAGGAAAGGCAGCUCGACAAUGCCUGACACAGGAGCUAAGCCUGCAUGUUCAGCAAAAUCGAGCAAUACUGGACCACCAGCAGUUUGACUAUAUAGUGCGGAUGAUGAACUGUACCUUACAGGACUGUUCAACUUUAGAAGAAUACAACAUUGCUGCAGCAUUACUGCCCCUGACAACUGCAUUCUACAGAAGACUGGCACCUGGAGUUAGUCAAUUUGCUUACACCUGUGUACAAGACCACUCUAUAUGGGCUAACCAACAGUUUUGGGAAACUACAUUUUAUAAUGAUGUGCAAAAUCAAGUUCGUUCUCUCUAUCUCACAGCUAAGGAAGACUAUCAUUUGAAGAAAAAGGAGAAAAAUUCCGUAGGUCUAAAUCAGGAGAAAACCGCCAUGGACCUGGCAGCUGAGCAGUUGCGUUUAUGGCCAACAUUCAAUAAAGAAACACAGCAGGAGCUAAUACAGAAUGAGGAAAGUACAGUUUUCAGUCAGGCAAUUCAUUUUUCUAACCUCAUGGUAUACCUGCUAGUGCCUCUGGAUACAAGUAAGAACAAACUAUUGAGAACAUCAGCUACAGGAGACUGGGAGAGUGGCAGCAACAGCAUUGUCACAAAUAGUAUUGCAGGCAGUGUUGCAGAGAGCUUUGACACAGAAAGUGGGUUUGAGGACUCUGAGAACAAUGAUAUUGCCAAUGCAGUUGUGCGCUUCAUCACCAGGUUUAUAGACAAAGUGUGUACAGAGAGUGGAGUUACACAGGAUCACAUCAAGAGCCUUCAUUGCAUGAUACCAGGCAUUGUAGCGAUGCACAUUGAAACUCUGGAGGCUGUCCAUCGAGAGAGUAGAAGAUUACCACCAAUACAGAAACCUAAGAUUCUGCGACCAGCUUUGCUACCAGGAGAAGAGUUAGUAUGUGAAGGUCUCCGUGUGCUGCUGGAUCCUGACGGGAGAGAGGAAGCAACAGGAGGAUUGCUCGGAGGUCCCCAUAUUCUCCCUGCAGAAGGAGCAUUGUUCCUUACCACAUACAGAAUUAUAUUCAAAGGAACUCCUCAUGAUCAACUCGCUGGAGAACAGACAGUGAUACGGAGCUUUCCCAUUGCAUCUAUUAUGAAGGAGAAGAAGAUUACUCUACAGAACCAGCUGCAACAGAAUAUGCAGGAGGGACUGCAGAUCACCUCGGCAUCCUUUCAGUUAAUUAAAGUAGCAUUUGAUGAGGAAGUAAGUCCUGAAGUGGUAGAAAUAUUUAGGAAACAGCUAAUGAAGUUCCGUUAUCCCCAGUCAAUCUUCAGCACCUUUGCUUUUGCAGCUGGUCAAACUGCAUCACAGAUUAUUUUACCAAAGCAAAAAGAAAAGAACACUUCUUUUCGUACCUUCUCAAAAACAAUUGUGAAAGGAGCCAAGCGUGCAGGGAAGAUGACGAUUGGUCGUCAAUACUUACUAAAAAAGAAGACAGGCACUAUAGUAGAAGAAAGAGGGAAUCGUCCAGGUUGGAAUGAAGAUGAUGAUAUCUCUGUUUCAGAUGAGAGUGAACUGCACACAAGUGGUACUUUGAAAGCUUCAGAGAAGUCGACAAUGGAACAGUUAAUAGAAAGAGCCUGUUUUAGAGACUAUCAGCGUUUGGGACUGGGUACUAUCAGUAGUAGCUCUUCUCGCUCAAAAACAGAAUACUUCCGAAUAACUGCAUUGAACAGGAUGUAUUCACUUUGUAGAAGCUAUCCUGGACUUUUGGUAGUACCUCAGGCUGUGCAGGACAGCAGUUUGCACAGGGUAGCUCGUUGUUAUCGUCAUAAUCGCCUGCCAGUUGUCUGCUGGAAAAACUCAAAAAUCAGUACUCUGCUGCUGAGAGCUGGGGGCUUCCAUGGAAAGGGAGUUGUUGGCCUCUUCAAACCUCAAAAUACACAUACUGCAGGAAGAAGAUGCAUUGAAAAUAGUGAAAGGAACAUGUCUGAACAUGCAGGAUCUUCAGGGCCUCCUAAUUUAGAAUCUUCAAGCAGCAUAGAACAGGAGAAAUAUCUGCAAGCCUUACUCAAUGCAGUUUCCAUCCACUGUAAAAUAAACGGCAGUAAUACUCUCACCGUCAGACCAACAAUUGCUUUGUCUCCAGGCACUGAAAAGAGGGCUUCAAGAAUGUCCACUGUGGUUAAACAAGUAGUGCCAGGCAAUUUGGAUGUAAAUCUAUCCAGUAGCUUUGCUCGAGGAGGUGUAUGGGCAAGUCUUCGAUCUAGCAAUCGAUUUAUCAGCACUCAAACACCAUUCAUUGAUGUUGGUGCAAGAUUAGCAGGGAAAGAUAACACAGCAUCAUACAGUAAUAGUUCAUUUUUGCAAAAUCAACUGCUGAAACGCCAAGCUGCCUUCUACAUAUUCGGAGAAAAAUCUCAGUUAAGGGGCUUCAAACUUGAUUUUGCUCUGAAUUGUGAAUUUGUUGCUGUUGAGUUCAGUGACAUCCGACAGGUGAAAACUAGUUUUAAAAAACUGAUGAGGGCUUGUGUUCCCAGUACUAUUCCUACAGAUUCUGAAAUGACAUUCCUUAAGGCACUGGAUGAAUCAGAGUGGUUCCCACAGCUUCACAGGAUAAUGCAGUUAGGUGUGGUCAUAUCAGAGCUCCUUGAAAAUGGUUCUUCAGUUAUGGUUUGUUUGGAAGAUGGUUGGGAUAUUACUGCACAGGUGGUGUCUCUUGCACAAUUACUCAGUGACCCAUUUUACAGGACACUUGAAGGCUUCCGAAUGUUAGUGGAAAAAGAAUGGCUCUCUUUUGGUCACAAGUUCAAUCAGCGGAACAGUGUGACCCUCAAUUGUCAGGGCAGUGGAUUUGCUCCCGUUUUCUUACAGUUCUUGGACUGUGUGCAUCAGAUUCACAAUCAGUAUCCUACAGAGUUUGAAUUCAAUCAGUAUUUCCUGAAGUUCUUAGCUUUUCACUACAUUUCAAAUCGAUUUAAAACAUUUCUUCUGGAUUCAGACUAUGAAAGACUAGAACACGGAACAUUGUUUGAAGAUAAAGGAGACAGGCAUGCCAAAAAGGGAAUCUGUAUUUGGGAAUGUAUUGAAAAAAUGCACAAAAGGAGUCCAAUUUUCUUCAAUUACCUAUAUGCACCUGUUGAAAUAGAGGCAUUAAAACCAAGUGUAAAUAUCUCCAGCCUCAAAAAGUGGGAUUACUAUAUGGAAGAGACCUUGGCCACAGGUCCUUCCUAUGACUGGACCAUAGUCACUGCAAAAUGCAACACUUCGGACGAAGCUGACCAAAAGGAUGGUCCCCAGAGUAAGAGAAAAAUAGUGUGGCCAUGCUACGAUGUUGUUAGCAAAGUGCAACCUGAUGCAAUCACCUGCCUCUUGAUUGAAAUCGAAAGACUGGAGAAUAAAUUAAAUCAAAGCCCAGAAAGGUGGCAGCUCUUGUGGGAAAGGCUCACCGUGAAUCGUAAAGAUGACACGAGACAAGACAAUCCACGAAGACAUGCUUCUGGCUCAUCAGGGAUAUCAUCUCCUAAUCCACAUUCCUAUCAGAAGAGAUCUUUGCUGCAUCUACCAGACAGUGGUCUGGGUGAUGAACAAAAUGCCAGCAUCUCUGCCUCUAAUGGAGUGGACAGACGAGCAACCACACUGUACAAUCAGUUCACAUCCAAGAAUGAUGAGAAUAGGUCUUUUGAAGGUACACUUUACAAAAGAGGAGCUUUGUUAAAAGGUUGGAAACCCCGUUGGUUUGUACUGGAUGUGACAAAACACCAGCUGAGAUACUAUGACUCUGGGGAGGACACAAGCUGUAAGGGACACAUUGAUCUUGCAGAAGUUGAAACAGUGAUCCCUGCAUCUCCAACAAUUGGUGCCCCAAAGCAUGCUAGUGAAAAAGCAUUUUUUGAUCUAAAGACAAGUAAACGUGUAUAUAAUUUCUGUGCCCAAGAUGCACAGAGCGCACAGCAAUGGAUGGACAAGAUCCAGAGCUGUAUUUCAGAUGCAUAACAGAGAAUACUAUACAACCUCCAACUGCAGACAAGAAAUGCUUUCAGUCCCUCAUGUUGUACGAAGAUACAUUUUGCUAUUACAGAAUAAGCAACCUUCCUUUCAUUUCAGUCAUAAACACUAAUUAUAUGCUGAAGCAUCUUCCCUGCUUAAGUAUCAUAACCACUAUUACUAUUCUUUUUCUCCAUUAGGAGGACUUUUCAAAUUAGUAACCUGUUGAGCCUGAAAUAUAACUUUUCAAUAGCAUUCCUAGCUAAAUGACCUUCCUGUAGACACUGAAAUAUGCUACCAUCUAAUACUGUUUUUCUUAUCACAGAGUUGCAUCAGAAAAACUGUCUAGCUUAAAUUGUGGACAUUUUUCCUCAACUUGUUUUCAUGUGGUUUUAGUAUUUAAACAAAAUGGUCCAAAUUUUCAAGCUAGUUGUGUAUCUAGAAGAACAUUUCUACAAUUUCUAAGAAACAAUUAUGUUUGUGAAUUCAAUGACAUGCAUAGUCACUUAAUAUGUUAAAGACCAAAAAAGAAAAACCUUAAUAUUUAAUUUUCAAAAAAAGGUUUCUAAAUCUACUAGCUGCUUUGUAGCCUAUCGCUCUAAAUAGUGCUUCUGCAACUUUUCAUGAAUAGCACGUUUUCAUGAAUAGCUAAAGAAUAUGCUUUUGGGGGAUUCUUUUUGCCCAUUAUAAUAGGAUAAUGGAAAGAAAACUGGCUGGAAACUAGAUGAAGAAAUUGGUCACAAAUUAAAACUUUCAUAGGAGAAAAAUCUGAGUCUGAAAAGUUGUAUAUGUUUAUUUAUGUUCUGUUCUGCUCACUGUAAAUGACAAACACAAUGAUAAAUGCACUAAAUAAUAAAGCAAGCACUUGCACUGAAAUCAUUGAGAUGCAGACAUUUUGAGGGACAAAGGUAAGUUAUUUAUAGCAGACCAAUGCUAGCUACAUAACAUUUACAGAUACUAAAUAUGUACAUAAUUUGGUUUGAUGUGAUUUGAUUCUUUAAAAAAUUUUUGCACAUACAUUGGAAGACUGUUUUAAAUUUUUACAUUUAGUUAACAUUGUGUUUGUUCAUCUUAAAAUCUUUGAGGAAUGUUGUUGUUUUUUUAAUAUAUAUAUAGACCAAAAUUACUAGAGGUUUUAUUUGCUACAACUUGUGAUGGCAUGCAGUGGAGUCUUUCGACAAUAACCAUUGUGGGUUUUUUUAAUGUUCAUAUGGUAAAUAUCCAACUAAUAUUUCAAAGAGUUUGUAUAUAUUAUUUGGUAUUUUCUAAUUUUCCAGAUAUUCUGUUUGUAAUUGUUAAUAUCAGACUAAUCUAAUAACUGACUUCAUUUAUAGGAUUUCAAUUUAUUAAAUAGUUUGUCCUCUUUUUUACCACUUUUUUUUUACUAAACAAUAUUCAAAAUUCACACUGCACACAGGAUAGGAAAUACAGCUGUUUUAAUACAUAUUGAUUUUUUUAAAGGACUGAAGGAUUUUUUUUAGCAUUUUCAAUGGAUAAGUCUUUACCUGUGAAAAUGGUGUUUGCACAUUUGUAUUUUUCUGUGUAUAUGAAGUACUUUUAUAUGUACUUUGUAAAAUACUGAUCCCACUGUUUUUAAGGUUAUUUGAAAAUGUACAAAACAUCUUAUUUUGUAACUAGGUUAUUUUAAUUGUUUUAUGUAUGUUACAUGACUUAUGUAUGCUAACCAUCUUGUAAUAAACACACUUCUUUAAAAACAGCCUUUUACAGUGAAAGAUUAUGCAGGUAUAGCAUAAUACUCACAGAAUAAAGAUCAUGGCGGAAAAAACAAAAUUAACUCAAGCUUCCAAAUUAUCUCAUAUUAAAAUGACUGGGGUUUUGUGUAUAUUUGUAUAUUGUCUUAUAUAAAAAAUAAAUCCACAUCAGCAAAAAUGCCAUAACCUGGGAAAAUUCUCUGGCUA